Arabidopsis arenosa is the source of this 898-nucleotide messenger RNA. The record is from the annotation of a GenBank genome assembly. NCBI's taxonomy places the organism in Eukaryota, Viridiplantae, Streptophyta, Magnoliopsida, Brassicales, Brassicaceae.
CUCCGUCGUAGACCAAUCUCCAAUCAUGGCUCAAUCAGCAGAUUUUCAUCAUCACUCAAAACAAUCAAGAAGCAGCACCAACAGAAAGUCAUCAUCAUCGUCAUCAUCAUCAAGCUGUUCUUCAAGUUUCCAAGUCUGCUGUGACGGAUCUAGAUCAGCUGCUAUCGAUGUUUUGAUCUUAAUCGCUGUGAUCACAUCUUCCGGGUUCUUGAUCUUCCCUUACAUCAAAUUCAUCACUGUCAAAUCUGUUGAAAUCUUCUCAGAGCUCUCUUGUUUAGUCAAAGAAGAGAUUUUGCGUAACCCUGAUCCAAUUGUGUAUGGUUUAAUAGCUUUGAGUAUCUCGUGUACUGCGUUAUCUGCUUGGAUGAUUGUUAUACUCUUGUGUAGUCGUCAUCGAUGUGGGAAACCGAAUUGCAAAGGGCUUAGGAAAGCUAAUGCUGAGUUUGAUAUUCAGUUAGAGACUGAGGAUUGUGUUAAGAGCUCUAAUAGUGGGAAGAGUGUUAGUAAGAAGGGUUUGUUUGAGUUGCCUCGUGAUCAUCACCGUGAGUUAGAGGCCGAGUUGAAGAAGAUGGCUCCACCGAAUGGGAGAGCCGUGCUGGUUUUUCGGGCGAAAUGUGGGUGUUCGGUUGGGAGAUUAGAGGUUCCUGGACCUAAGAAGCAGCAACUGCAACAAAGGAAGGUCAAGAAGUGAAAAGGUUCAAUCUUUUUGAGUGAUCCAAACCCUUGUAUAUGCUCUGAAUUCUGGCGUUUAUGUGUUUCUGGUUUAUGAUCUGGUUGGGACUUUUAAUCAUACAUGUUAGAAACUUUUGGGAUCUUUACUUGAUGGUUUUGAAAUAUUGUCCAAUGUUUGUGUCAUCAUGUAUAUUAAAUUCACAACUAAUAAAGAAGUCAUGAUACU